This is a messenger RNA of Nothobranchius furzeri (turquoise killifish), 3379 nucleotides long. It is a transcript of the gene ngfb, whose product is annotated as nerve growth factor b (beta polypeptide). The record is from RefSeq and is a predicted model, not a curated record. Gene Ontology annotation, cellular component: synaptic vesicle; dendrite; axon. NCBI's taxonomy places the organism in Eukaryota, Metazoa, Chordata, Actinopteri, Cyprinodontiformes, Nothobranchiidae. Gene Ontology annotation, biological process: memory; modulation of chemical synaptic transmission; negative regulation of neuron apoptotic process. Gene Ontology annotation, molecular function: nerve growth factor receptor binding; growth factor activity.
AGAGGUACAAGACAAUCCAGAAGGAAGUGCUUUGUCCACCAACUCAAAAAGGAAAAGAUAAAAGUAAAACAAAUAUAGCAGCAAAGACCAGCACGGUGUGGUGGUUCAGAAUAAUUGUGAGUUUUCCACUAAAUGAUAACAAAAUUAAUUGUGAUUCAUAAUUUCAGUAAACACACAUAGAUAAAGUAGCAGGUGUAAUACCUGCAAAUCAAACUCAGGUGUGACAAAUAAAUGAGAAACAAAACAAUCAAAUGAAAGCAAAAUAAAAAUGGAAGGAAAAGAAAGAAUUAAUUUAAAAGGAGUCACCAAAAUAAAAUAUCUACGUAGAUUUACUCUAUUUUCUUAAUAUACUGAUGGGAUAUACUGCCUGAUAACUGUGGCAAUGGCUCAUCAAACACCCGCUGGUGGUUGUCUAGCAUUCACACAAACAUUCAAGCAGCUUUCCAUCCAGAGAAGCUAAGAGGCAGGCACUAGGACCUGCAGCUUUCUGCAGACACACAGAUCUUACAGCGUCUGAGACGCUUCUCACUUUCUUUCUGAACAAUUUUCAAACAAGUGCAAGAAUCAGAGAGGACUGUUUGGAAUAAACGCAUGCUCCCUGAUGUGGGAUCCUCUGGAUUUGGACGUAAACGGGAAUAUAAUAUAAUCUGACAUCAGGGAAAGGAGGCAGCACUUCCUUAAAGCGCUGAAGAGUGGAGGCAGAGGUGUGCUGCAUGGGGGGCCACAGCCAGGCCUUAUGGCUGGAGGGGCCCCAAACUCAAUGAGUUCUAAUAACGUCCUCUAGGAGCCUCCGAGGUGAUUCAGUUCAUGUGGAGACACUGAAAGAUUGUGUGCCCAUGAGGUCAUCCAUGCUGGUCCUGUUCCUCUUCUUCAGUGCCCAGGUAGUGGCCAACAUCAGAGGGGACUCGAGCAGCCCCACAACACCGCAGCAGAUCAAUGCCCACUCCAUCCCCUCUGUGGACCCAAACCUCUUCAUCAAGCGCCACCAUCUCUCCCCAAGGGUGCUUUUCAGCUCUCAGCCUCCUGAUGAUGAACCAGCAGGGUCGCAAGGGGGCGGCAGAAGGACCCGCAGGCGAGCAGGACAACCUCAGCACCGCGGGGUAUACUCUGUGUGUGAAAGUGUUAGCGUCUGGGUGGGCAACAAGACCAAAGCCACAGACAUCUCGGGCAAUGAGGUGACGGUGCUCCCCGAUGUGAACAUCAACAAUGUCAACAAGAAGCAGUAUUUCUUCGAGACAACGUGUCACAGUUCUCGACCUGGCAGCUCGGGCUGUUUAGGAAUCGAUGCGAGACACUGGAACUCCUACUGCACCAACUCACACACUUUUGUUCGAGCGUUGACUUCAUUCAAUGACAUGGUGGCGUGGAGGCUCAUACGCAUCAAUGUGGCAUGUGUGUGUGUGCUCAGCCGCAAGUCGUGGCGACAGUGAAGAAUGAGUCUCACACACACACACACACGUGCUGGCUCACACAAAUGAUCCACAGCAAACACAAAGACACAGAAACAUCCAGACAGCUGUGUCUUUCUGCACAUAACUUAUCACCAAAGACUUCUGCACAGAUUAAAUUAUUGGAAUAUGUCAAAGUAUACACACCAGACCUGGGUCAAAGAGUAUCUGCAUUUGGUUUGUGUAAUGUUUAGUCUUGUUUGUUUUGCUCUUGGUUGUUUUUGUUUGAUUUUUUUUUUUUUUUUGCCUGCAUUGAUUCGGUUGGUUGAAAUCUUUCAUUUUACCACUAGACACCACUAUAAAGGCGGAUGAAGACAAAACAGACAUGAGAUUGCACUUUUGGAUGCAGACAGGCUUGCAUAACUGCAUGGACGUACCGGUAUGGGCUCAUCUGGAUAGGAAGUUGUUCCUAAACCAAACCACCCUUUCAUCAUUACCAUGCUUUUUCGUUAAUUAGGAUAACGAGAGACUUGACACCCAAAAGCACAGGCAAAAAACACAAAUAUGUCCCAGAGACUCUGGCCCUGUCCACACGUAGCCGGGGUAGAUAUUAUUCUACGUUUUGGCCUGUCAUCCACACGAAAACAGAGUUUUUUCACACGAAAACGGAUCUUUUUAAAAACUCCGGCCAAAGUGAAGAUCUGCGUUUUCUCCGUUUUGGGUGUCUGUGUGUGGGCAGACAAAACCGGAGUUUUAAGGUCCGCAACGUCACUUUCCGCGACAAAAAAUGCUGACGUCACGUGUGCGACCUGUGUUUACACUAGCUGACAGCAUGGAUGCUCUCAGAGCUGCGCUCGCUUUAUCAAUUGUCCAAGCGCUUUUUGCUUGUUUGUUUUUGCAAGCGGAAUUACUGCUCCUUGCGGAAGACCACAGACGAAGGACGAGGUUAAGAACGGGGGAAGUACUGCCGCCUACAGGUCUGGCAUGUCCUUAACAACGUAUUUAUCCGGGUACGUGUGGACAGAGUUUGUUUUUAAAACGCGGUGGUGUGGAUGCAAGUUUUUGGAGGGGCGGAUAUUCGUUUUUUUUUUUUUAAACUGCUACGUGUGGACUAGGCCUCAGUAAAUACAAUUUGACCCAGGACUGUUAGGAACAAAACGUUUAAUAUUAUUAUGAAUGUUGAUGUUUAUAUUGUUAUUUAUUAAACAUAUUAAAAAAUUCUGAGUGUUUUAUGACCUUGUUUCUGCAUCUCAAAUGAAAUCCUACACAACUUUUAAUACAAAUUUGCAGCCUGUGUGGAAAAAUGUGGAUAAAGCACAUAGGGCCUCUUUUAGUGGUCAGUAAUUUAAUUUAUUUGGCUUUUUUAUUGCAUUUGUUCUACUGGUCUUCGUUCCACCUCAAACAUGAAAUAAAUGGUUAAAGUCAGACAUUAAAACAAAGACUGUCAGUGAUUAAUGUGACUAACUUACUGAUUACAUCAUGGCUUGGUGUAUUAUUUGUUUUGGCAGUAGAAUUUCACUGUUGUCAGCACACAACAAAUUGCUCUGGCAUUCAGUCAUCAUUGGUUGAUUGUUUUGGGUUCAGAGCCCAGUUUUGCAUCACAGCUUGUUUUCCAAGGCUGUCUGUGUGACUCAAUGAGGCUGGAACUGAAACGAAGAAAAAGAAAAGAACGAAACAAGCAUAUGAUGAAGAUUAUGUUUCUGAAAAGUGUUUUUUAACUAAAAUGCAACAUAUUGUGUCUACCUGUCAUACACAUUUGUUUGCUCAACGUUGAAGUUACCAGAAGUGAUGCACUCUAAAGAACAAUGCAAUACCUCUCUCUAGUGGACAAAAGCUGGAAUACACGAUGUCUUCAAAAUAAAACUUGCAAGAAUUUUACAGCACACAUGCACACUGAAACAAUGUGUUUUAAGGAAAAACUCACUGUGCCUGUGCUACAGUUAAAAACGUAUUGUGGCAUGACAUCAUACUGGUGCUAUUUCUAAUUUACU